AAUUUAAAAAAAUUUCAUAUCUUGCUAAAACCUCGCUCUCCUCGUCCAGUCAGACAGGGCAUGAAACCCUAGGGCGCCCGGCUUCCCUCCGCAAUCCGCCAUUCCGCUCCGCGAUGCAAGCGUCCGCGCGCUUCUCCUCCUCCGCCGCCUUCAGGAAAGUGAUCGCGGGUGUCUCUAGCGCCACCACACGGUCGUGCUACCGGACCUCCCGGUGGAAGGCGCAUGCGGCGCCGCUGCCUGCGCAGGAGCCGCCACUGAAGGGGCAGAAGAGGGCUACAAAGCAGGAGAGGAAGGUUCGGAUAAUGGAAUUUGUUGAGAGUUAUAGGGCAUCAAAUGAAGGCAAGUUUCCUACUAUAAAAAAUAUCCGUCAGCAAAUUGGAGGCGGACAUUACACAGUGUAUGAGGUACUUUCAGAAAUGAAGUAUAAUCAUACAAAAUUACAACUGGGUAAUCCUAAGGCAGCUCCACUUCAAGGAACAGUUGAAGUCACUGAGCACCCCAUGCAAAAGGUUGAAGCCAGAGUGCUUGAAAGUCAAGUUUCUGAGCAGUCCAUGGCCGAGGAUGAUGCUGAAGUGGCUCAACAUCAAGGAACAGUUGAAGUUUCUGAGAACUCCUUACCUAUGAAUAAAGGUAAGGUGGAUCAGUUUCAAGGAACAGAGAGUGAGAGCUUUAAGGACCGAAUGGACAAACCAGACCCUGGAAACCAGCAAAGGGAAAUAGAAGCUAACAAAUUCAAUUUGAAGAAUUCCGAAAAAUCCCUGGAUGCAAAUGCUUCAAAUGCAUCAGAUAAAAGUGGAAGUGACCUGGCAAAUGAGGAAAAGACACAUGCCAGAGAUGACAACCCAAAGCAUGAGGAAUCCGCAAACACGGGUCUUUUGGGCAGUCUGAAAUCUUUUGCUUAUGGCAUCAGAAACUUCUGGAAAAAUAUGUAAAUCUGUUUUUGUUUUUGGCUGCAACCUAACAUGCGUGGAGCUUCCCACGUCCUCAUGGCUUAAUUAAUUUCCCCCUCGUCUUCUGUGGCUUCAUCGAUUUCUAAGACUGGACCAAAUUGAGAAGGCUACAGAAUUGAUAACUUGGCCCUUUGUUAAGCAUUUGCGAUACUGGAUCAACUUGUAAAGUUCUUUUUAUGUCACAGAACCAAUGAUCAAGUUCUUGCUA
Messenger RNA from Sorghum bicolor (sorghum), 1158 nucleotides. RefSeq lists its product as uncharacterized. NCBI's taxonomy places the organism in Eukaryota, Viridiplantae, Streptophyta, Magnoliopsida, Poales, Poaceae. The record is from RefSeq and is a predicted model, not a curated record. The coding region runs from base 114 to 932 and encodes 272 amino acids. The transcript has 5 exons.